CUCCCUCUGCGCCAGCCGCCAGGCCGGUGAAGGUUGUUUGCUUUGGUCGCGCCCCCUCCUUGCAGUGGUUUCUUCUGCAUCUCCCCUGGGCCUGGCGGCGGGUAGUGCAGCCCGCGGAGUCGCGGCUUCGCGGCUCUCCUCUGGGUGGCCUCAGCGCCGGGGCUGACACUCAUUCAGCACAGGAAAGUGAAGCGAGAGGAGGCUGUGCGAAACUCGCAGCCCCACCGCAGCGCGGACCAGCUAAGCCCGGGAGCCGGGCAGACAAAAGAGGCGGCCCCGAGCUCGGACGCACGGCCAGCGGUUGCCGUGCAGCGGACGCGGGCGGCGGCGGCGGGGUGCAGCGAUGGCGGGGCGAGGCGGCCGGGCGUUGCUGACGCUGUGCGGAGCACUGGCAGCCUUGGGGUGGCUGUUAGGUGCCGAAGCCCAGGAGCCCGGGGGGCCGGCGGCGGGCAUGAGACGGCGCCGGCGCCUGCAGCAGGAGGACGGCAUCUCCUUUGAGUAUCACCGCUACCCCGAGCUCCGCGAGGCGCUGGUGUCAGUGUGGCUGCAGUGCACCGCCAUCAGCAGGAUCUACACGGUGGGGCGCAGCUUCGAGGGCCGGGAGCUCCUGGUCAUCGAGCUGUCUGACAACCCCGGUGUCCAUGAACCUGGUGAGCCUGAAUUUAAAUACAUUGGGAAUAUGCACGGUAAUGAGGCAGUUGGACGGGAACUGCUCAUUUUCUUGGCCCAGUACCUGUGCAACGAAUACCAAAAGGGCAAUGAGACCAUCGUCAACCUGAUCCACAACACUCGAAUCCACAUCAUGCCUUCCCUGAACCCCGAUGGUUUUGAGAAGGCGGCAUCUCAGCCUGGUGAGCUGAAGGACUGGUUUGUGGGUCGCAGCAACGCCCAGGGAAUAGAUCUGAACCGGAACUUUCCCGACCUGGAUAGGAUAGUUUAUGUUAAUGAGAAAGAAGGUGGUCCAAAUAAUCAUCUGUUGAAAAACCUGAAGAAAAUUGUGGAUCAAAAUACAAAGCUGGCUCCUGAGACCAAGGCUGUCAUCCACUGGAUCAUGGAUAUUCCUUUUGUGCUCUCUGCCAACCUCCACGGAGGAGACCUCGUGGCCAAUUACCCAUAUGAUGAGACACGGAGUGGUAGUGCUCAUGAAUACAGCUCCUGCCCAGAUGAUGCCAUCUUCCAAAGCUUGGCUCGAGCAUACUCUUCUUUUAACCCAGCCAUGUCUGACCCCAAUCGGCCACCAUGUCGCAAAAAUGAUGAUGACAGCAGCUUUGUCGAUGGAACAACCAAUGGUGGUGCUUGGUACAGUGUACCUGGAGGAAUGCAGGACUUCAAUUACCUCAGCAGCAACUGUUUCGAGAUCACUGUGGAACUUAGCUGUGAGAAGUUCCCACCUGAAGAGACUCUGAAGAGCUACUGGGAGGAUAACAAAAACUCCCUCAUUAGCUACCUCGAGCAGAUACACCGAGGAGUUAAAGGAUUUGUCCGAGACCUUCAGGGUAACCCAAUUGCGAAUGCGACAAUCUCCGUGGAAGGAAUAGACCAUGAUGUCACAUCUGCGAAUGAUGGUGAUUACUGGAGGUUGCUUGUACCUGGAAACUAUAAACUUACAGCCUCAGCUCCAGGUUAUCUGGCAAUAACAAAGAAAGUGGCUGUUCCUUAUAGCCCUGCUGUUGGGGUUGAUUUUGAACUGGAGUCAUUUUCUGAAAGGAAAGAAGAAGAAAAGGAAGAAUUGAUGGAAUGGUGGAAAAUGAUGUCAGAAACUUUAAAUUUUUAAAAGACUUAUAAUUAGCUACUUUUAAUCUAUCAUAUAUUACAUAGGAUGACAUAAGGUGGCCAUUUUCUUUUAGAUUUUGUGCAGUUAAUAUUUAACAGUGAUUUAUUUUUAGUCAUUAACUAUUAAUUGGCAUUAUUUAAAAUACAUACUUAGACUUUCAGGUAUAAAUAUAAGAACUUGAUCUAUUGCAUUCUCUUAUAUAACAAUCAUUUUCAUAUAUAUUAUGUGGAGUACUGUAGAAAAGAUUUAAGUAAACUUGACAGCUUAAACUUAAAUGCAAUAUUCCACGUGUUAUUUACAAUACAGAACUUUUGAGUAUUUCUAGCUUUUAAAAAUUAGUGAAGUCCUUCUAAUGUAAUUGGUGACAGUGUCACAUGAAUGCCGUUAAAAAGGUCAACAAGAUACAGCUUGGGAUUGUGAGCACUAUAUUGCAAGAAUUUUAAAUAGUUCACUAUAAAUUGUCAUUUGUCCCUUGUGCUAACUAGCUAUGUAAGCAUGAUCUUGUUAAUGCAUUUUUGAUGGGAAGAAAAUGUGAAUGUUUACCCAGAAGUUUUAUGAAAGGAAUAAAAAUUGACUUCUUGCUUGUACAUAUAGGGAUAAUGCAGGUAUAAUAUUUAGCCUGUUAACUUUACUUCAAGUUUUGGGGUUUUCUCGUGGUUGUAGGUUGGUCUAGACUUGCAUUCUGAAUGAAUAAAGGUAAAAAAAAAAAAAAAAAUUCUUCUUCUGUA
Molecule: messenger RNA, 2502 nt
Organism: Choloepus didactylus (southern two-toed sloth)
Lineage: Eukaryota; Metazoa; Chordata; Mammalia; Pilosa; Megalonychidae
Gene: CPE
Product: carboxypeptidase E
Exons: 9
Coding region: 344-1774 (476 amino acids)
Biological process (GO): proteolysis
Molecular function (GO): metallocarboxypeptidase activity; zinc ion binding
Source: RefSeq, a predicted model, not a curated record